Megalops cyprinoides (Indo-Pacific tarpon) is the source of this 1443-nucleotide messenger RNA. Its product is annotated as stonustoxin subunit alpha-like. Bases 1 to 1443 code for a protein of 480 amino acids. The record is from RefSeq and is a predicted model, not a curated record. NCBI's taxonomy places the organism in Eukaryota, Metazoa, Chordata, Actinopteri, Elopiformes, Megalopidae. The transcript has 2 exons.
AUGGCAAUGAGAAGAGUCUCACUGUGGGAUGAUGCUGCUAUUGAUAAACACAUACAUGUGGACAGAAAGCCCAGCACAAGAAUUAAGUUCACUGCAGAGGACUCCUUCAGUGGGAAGACCAACAUGCUAGACAUGAGCGUCUCCAUGAAGGCCAGCUACCUGGGGGGGCUGAUAGAGGUGGAGGGGUCAGCCAGUUACCUGAAGAACAGAGUGUCCUCCACAAAGCAAUGCAGGAUGACAAUGAAGUAUGAAGCGGAAACUGAGUACAAGCAUGUGCAUAUUAAUGAGCUGGGACCAGUGACGUACCCCCAGGUGUUUGAACAGCAGGGCGCCACACACAUGGUCAUAGGAGUGACAUAUGGAGCCAAGGCCUUCAUGGUCUUUGAUCGGAUGACUUCAGAUGAGGAAGAAAAACAAGAAAUUCAGGCACAACUGAAUGUGAUGAUUAAGAAGAUCCCUAAAAUGGAGAUCAGUGGUGAAGGAAAAGUGUCCCUGGCAGAUGAGGAGAAGAAGAAAGUGGAGGGGUUCAGCUGCACAUUCUAUGGAGAUUUCAUGCUGAAAUACAACCCCUCCACUUAUGAGGAAGCUGUGCAGGUGUACAAAGAGCUCCCGAAGCUGGUGGGGGAGAAGGGGGGGAACGCAGUGCCUGUGAAAGUGCAUCUGUAUCCUCUGACGAACCUGAACCCCAAAGCAGCCAAGCUGGUGAGAGAGAUCAGAGUGACGCUGGUGUCAGAUGCGGAGAAUGUGUUGCAGGAACUUCUUGAGGCCAAAAUUAGAGCUAAUGACCUGAUUGUUCAGUUGACUACCAUCAAAGUUGACUACAUAGAGGAAAAACUGACAAAAUUCCAGGACGAAUUGGAUGAUUACACCACCACACUCAGGCAGAAUCUGGGCAAGAUUCUGUCAGCCAUCCGAGCAGGUACGGAGGAGGAGCAGACGCUUCUCAAAAUCCUGAAAUUCCAUGAAGAGUCGUUCUUCAGCCAGAGAGAGAUGAAAAAAUGGCUGGAUGAGAAAGAUACUGAAAUACAAGUGCUGACAACCCACAUCAAUCCUCUUUGCAAAAGACCUGAAGUUUCCAUUCAACCUCCAGGCCCUAAGCUCGACACUUUCAUCUUAAAUUCACGAAUUGAUUGGCUGUAUGUGCUGAACUUCACCUCACUGAAGUAUGAGGAGCCCUACCUCUCCACCCUGUCUGAGUGCCUGUCCAUGGCAGAGUUCAGGAAUAUGGAGAACAUCUCUGUAGCUCAUCACCACAGCAUCAAAGAGGAGGGCCUACCGUGGUACAAAGACCCCAGGUUCACUGAGAGAAUUAGAAGCGUCUUGGAUGAGUUUGAGUCUUACAUAGGGUCCUACAAACACAUCAUCAGCUACAAGCCAGACCCCGAGUACCAAGGAGCCUGUUUUUAUCUGUACAAUUACGGGAAAUUGUACAGUUGUAAGUGA